Molecule: messenger RNA, 2331 nt
Organism: Anopheles stephensi (Asian malaria mosquito)
Lineage: Eukaryota; Metazoa; Arthropoda; Insecta; Diptera; Culicidae
Product: sodium/potassium/calcium exchanger 4-like
Exons: 4
Coding region: 364-2058 (564 amino acids)
Biological process (GO): intracellular calcium ion homeostasis; calcium ion transmembrane transport
Cellular component (GO): membrane
Molecular function (GO): calcium, potassium:sodium antiporter activity; calcium channel activity
Source: RefSeq, a predicted model, not a curated record
AGCUGAUGAGCGUCAGCGAAGGGUUCCCAUCCACACACCGUAAUGGUCCGAGAACUUGUAGACGGGUGUCAUUGCGUUGCCGAUGAUAGCGCCGCAAAGACGAAUGCUAGCUGCGCGUGGUCAUUACCGUCGUCGCUGUCGAUAUCAGAUGCAGCGUUGGACCCGACACCAGAGCAAAAAGGGAUUCCCACCGUAAUACGGACCGCAGACAGUCGGACGCAGUUUGAGCAGUCAAACGAAUCGCAGGAAGCGGUGAAAGUGGUUUUGUUGUUACUUGGGGAGGAAUAUCUAUAACCGUGCUUUUUUGGUGCGAGUGUUUCACAAAUUUUAAUCGGUACUAGUGACGAGUGCUAAUGAAAAACUAUGGUGCAAUUGUGGAACGACAGUCAACGGACUGAUGCUACUGCAUAUCUGCUGGUGUUACUCUCAUGUGUUCCAAACAUAGCAGCCAUUUUCGUUCCAAGACUACACUCCAGUCCCGGCAAUGACAGCGGUACGGCACUGUUCAGAGAGACGGUUGUGGCCGCGAGGUCGUCCAUAGAGUUCCAACCGUUCAACACAUCAGACUCCUCCGUACCGGGCAACGAAUCUCAGAACGGCUCGAGUUCUCCCACAAUAUGCAUCGUUACGAGCAGUUUGGACGAUUUGCCACCCGAUCUGUUCAGCGAGGAGCAGCGACUCCAGGGCGCAAUUGUGCUCCAUUUUGUGGCUGCCAUAUAUUUCUUCAUGUUGCUGGCGUACGUCUGCAGCGAGUACUUCCUACCAUCGGUCGAGUGUUUGUGUGAGGAUUUGAAGCUGUCGCAGGACGUUGCCGCUGCAACCUUCAUGGCGACGGCUACCUCGAUGCCAGAAUUUUUCACCAACACCAUAAGCACGCUGGCGGUUGACUCGGACAUCGGGCUCGGUACGAUUAUGGGCUCGAUGCUGUUUAACACGCUCGGUGUGGCGGCUCUCGUGGGUUUACUGACAAAGAUGCACGUCCAGCUAGAUUGGUGGCCACUGACGCGCGAUUCCAUCAUUGUCUCCAUCUCCACCACGCUGCUGGUGGUGUGCGUAUGGGACGGCCGCGUGGAAUGGUAUGAAGCGAUGCUAUUCAGCAUCACCUACCUGCUGUACUUUGUGGUGAUGUUCAAAAACGAAUCAUUGAAAAGGAUAGCCGUGCACUAUAUACAGAACCGCUGGAAUCUUUGCGGGCGAUUGGACCCAGAACCGGAGGAUGGUACGGUAGAUCACAAGGUGCGCAGGAAGUAUUCGAUCGCCGUUUUAGGGCACGCCAUCAACGGUAUGAUCGUGGGAAUAAAUGAUGAGACCACCAAAAAGGAUCCAGCCAGCACUGAAACAACAACCACGAGUACGGCGGUAGAACCAUCAGACACUCAUCCCCGAUCCGGGAGUACCUCGGAAUCGUUGAAGAGCGUCAAGUGGAACGAACUGACACAUCUGCCGGAAGCGUCGUGUGCUGGCUGGAGGACGAUUCUGUGGUUCUUUACCUGGCCGUAUCGGUUGGUUGUGUUUCUGACCGUUCCCGACCCACUCCGUUUCCGUAAGCUGUACCCGCUGACGUUUCUCUGCUGCAUCGGGUGGAUCGGGCUGAGUGCUUACAUCGUGUUCUGGAUGAUCUCGGUAAUUGGUAAUACGUUCGGCAUACCGGACACGGUAAUGGGCAUGACGUUCCUGGCGUUUGGUGGCUGCAUGCCGGAAGCUGCAUCAGCUGUAACACUUAUUCGAAGAGGCAAUGGUGCAAUGGGCGUCUCGAACUCACUGGGAGCUAAUACGCUUGCCAUACUGUUUUCGCUCGGUUUGCCCUGGUUCAUCAGGACAAUGAUAGAUGGUGGCCCGUCAACCGGUGCUUACAUCGCGAUCCAGUCGUACGGUAUCCAGUAUUCGGUGCUCGCCCUGUUUGGUGCCAUCCUGACGCUCUACGUUGUACUAUACGUUGCCAAAUAUACACUACGGAAGCUGGUCGGACUUGCACUGGGCAUAGGAUAUCUGGUGAUCGUAACGUUCAUGAUCCUUGUCGAGCUCGAUCUCUUCUUCCCUGCUAACAACCGAUGCUGAAAACGUACCCAUCGUAUGUUUUAACCCUAAAUCUAUGGCUGUAGCGAGCGGUGAAGAAGUAUUGUAACGAAAGUUUGUAAAUUUUUAACAAAGGUAAUAAUGUGUAUGACUGAUGAAGAAUAGUAUAAUUUAAAAACUUUAUCGCUUGUUUGGCCACUGUCGAAGAAACCCAAGUACAGUACGCUAUGGACGAUAGUUUUAAUUAUCCUUGUGACCACGAACAAAACGCAUUUAUGUAAUAAAUAUACUGCAGAAAUGAAAUUCGUAUACCAA